Toxoplasma gondii ME49 is the source of this 3230-nucleotide messenger RNA. RefSeq lists its product as hypothetical. The record is from RefSeq and is a predicted model, not a curated record. Gene Ontology annotation, biological process: cristae formation. The transcript is spliced from 9 exons. Lineage: Eukaryota; Apicomplexa; Conoidasida; Eucoccidiorida; Sarcocystidae. Bases 162 to 2534 code for a protein of 790 amino acids. Gene Ontology annotation, cellular component: MICOS complex.
GCCGGUUUCUCUUCUUCGUCUCCGCUUUCUCCUCGGCAAACCACCGACAAGACCGGCAAGCAGCGGUCUUGCCGGUGUCUUCCCGGAGGCCGGACCUCUGUGCUCGCCCCGGGGACUUCCACCCCGUGAUUCACGGCUGCUUUUCCCCGCGAAAACCGAAGAUGUCGACGUUUUCCAUCUGUUCAGGCGCCACGCGCCCUCCCAUUUCGACGCUGGUGUCUGUAGGCACAAAAAAAACGCUGGACUCGAGCUCGCGGUCGCAACCUGUUCGGCGUCUUUUCAUGUCCAGCCUCCGCGAGAAGCACUUCCCCGUUUCUGCUUGCGUCUUACCUGUCUGUGGAAUACCGUACCUAGCUGAUUCUCGGAGUGCACCCUUCCAGACCGGGGGGAGAAGGGAACGAAAUGCGGUGCGCAGAAACCCGAAUUGUUGCGCUGAACUUUUCCAUUCCCGUCGGAGUUCCCACACGGAGCUGGCCUACACUCUCCCGAGGAGCACACAAUUUCGUUCUGCGGGAUUUUCAAGCGUUCCGUUCUUCUGCCUCUCUUCGCCGAAGCUGGCGGCCGAAACCAAGGUUUCGGGGGACAGCACCGCGAUCAGUCCGAACACGCGGGGUGUACCUACACCCGGCGCCUCGCUUCACGCAGAAGCUUCGACCGAUAAACAGGCAAAGGAUAUGAAGCAAAGACGCACAGGGAGAACGGUCACUAAAUUCCUUGCCGGGGCGGUUCUGUUGGGACUUGGAGCUGUCGGUGCCGCCGUGGUCUUGGACGCAGAUACAGUCUUAAAAUCCCGAUUGGCAUCGAGGGCUCCAGAGGUCGUGAAAUUCCUCGAAGCGACUGUCAUCCCGUUGCUGAGUUUAAGCGGCCUUGCCGCCUACGUCCCCGCGAUCGUCGCUCCAACAAAUCCAGCACUUUCACCCACUCCUCCUCUGUUCCCGUCUUCGGCGCCUGCGGCUCCUCUGCCUCAGCCUGCCUUGUCUCGCCCUGAACUGUCGAGCCCGAAAAGCCCCGGGGAAGACGCCCGGGAAAGUGUCCCCUCGGUCGCAGGGGCCAAGACGCGCGACGCCCCCGCGAGUGUUUUGUCGGAGAAGCGAGAAGCGUCUCAACUGAAGGACGAACAGAAGACCCAGAACACGCAGGAUCAGUUGUCCCCGCAGGACGAGAAACUUCAGAUGGAGCUGCUUUUCCAGCUCCUAUCGCAUCUUUCCGACAGCCAGAAAGGUUCUCUUGGCCUCUUGCCCGCGGCUGUGAAGACAGCGCAGCCGACACACGGUGGAAAGUGCGAGGUUCCUAAGGAGUCAACUGUCGAGGCGCAGCCCGUACCCAAAGCCGCUGUGAAGGAGUCGACGGAGACGCACGAGAAAAGCGUGCAAUCAACGCCGGUCCUGAUGAGCGUGGAGGAGGCUGUCUCAGCAGAGAAGGAAGCCAUUCGACAUUUGAGCGUAGAGGCUCUUCGAGAACGCCUUUUGGAUCUUGCAUCUCAGCUUGCGAUUGCACGCCGGUACGACGCGCUGCGACGCGCCGAAGAUGUGCAAAAGUUGCAAGGGGAAGUUGCCGUUGCCUACGACCAGAAAUUGAAGACCGAAAUUGAAAAGGAACGUGGGCGCGCAGCGGAGACUGUCGAGCGUUUGGUCCUCGCCAAAGCGAAGGAAAUUGAAGAGUCUGCGAAUCGGCGAUUGGCAGAAGAGUUGAAAGUGCAGUGUGAGCUGCGAGAUGAACGCGAAGCACAAGAACGACGUCAGAUGGUUUUGGAUCUUGUUGAACUCGAGGGCCAGGUCUUGGGUCUUCAUGCUGCCUUCGACGCGUUGUCCCUGCGAGCUCAACAGGCCCAGGCGGUGAACAGUCUGAUGAGUGUUGUCGCGGAAAUCGACAACGCCCUGGAGAUGUCAGCUCCUGUUCUUCCACAACUGAAAAAACUUCAAGAAAUGAGUCGCUUGGACCCCAUCCUGUUCAGUGCCCUCAACAGUCUCCCCUGUGAGGUCACCGAAGCGACGCAUCGGCCAGUUCCGACAGCUGGUGACUUGAAAGUGUCGAUCAAGAAGAAUUUGCGUGAGUGCAUCCAGGCAGCAUUCAUCCCUCCGCAUUCGGGGAUUUUCGGACAUCUCCUCGCCAGAGCCUUCUCGUGGUUCUACGUCCUGGAGCCGCACCCGCCGCCAAUCGAUCCGGAAACGAGUGCAGACCCGAGCAGAGCUGUAGCGGAGGCGGCCGACCUGGCGGGAGGAAUUAAUGCUGAAUCGGCUCUGAACGACCGCGAGAGCUCAGCCGGUACAGGCGACUCCACAUCACGAGACGGACUUGCCAAGCUUCGGCGAAAUCUCGCACUCCUCUCCUACGCUUCCUUCUACGUCGACCGAGGGCAUCUAGGCAAUGCGUUGCGAUGCCUCGAGCAGCUGGAUGGCCUCAGUAGGGCUGUUAGUCUGGAGGAAAUUCAGCGUCUGCGAGUUUUCUUGCUCCUCCACCAAACUCUUCAGCUUGCGAAAGCGCGUCUCGCAUGCAUCAAUGCGGAUCUGCUUGCCGGUGCUAAAUCCCCAUGAAGGAGAACGCGACGGGGGUGGGUGUGUUGCGGGAUGCUAGGUGGUACGAACUAUUCGCCGACCUAGACUUGAAGAAAGCAGAGCCAGAUAAGUUGUCUUCACUGGAUGAACUGCCGCAGUGAGAGUUGGCAGCUUUCCGGACGGCGCCACGGCUUUUUUUAAAUGCCACUUCGGAAUUUGCGAUGACUGGUUGCGGUGGUGCAGCGGCAGUUGGAGACCGCAAAUACGUAUAAUACGAACUCCAACGACGGGGUCGCCGUCGAGCUGUCAACGUCAAGAAGCAAUUUUAACAAGAUCUGCGCUGUCUCCGAAAGGUCGGCUGCGUACCGCAGCUUUUCGGGACGAUUUUGCGUUGUCAGUCAUCAUUUCGGGUGACACGUCUCGUGGCUGCGUACGCGUGCCGUUUGUAGAUUAUGAAGGCCAUAUAUGUUCUCCGGCACCAUUCCUUCCAUUGUACGCUCGUGCUGGUGACAAGUUGUUCUCCUGAGACUGUGCCCUUCCCGUUGUGGGUGAUAUUUGUUUGUACAUCGUUGUUCACACUGUGAAUGUCAUGACCCGCCCCCCCCCCAAAAAAAAGCGUCUCGGCGAACAUGGACAAUCUCCCUCAUGUUGCUAUCUCUCAACUUCGUCUCGUGCAUUCUGCCAUCUUUAUUUUUCUGAGUCCAUGUCGUGUGAGCGGCUGGAAUAAUGUCCCGG